CUGGCUGCUAUAUAUUCAGAUGCUUCUCGAGUUGAUCAAUGUAGUAAUUGGAGCAGUUGGGGAAAAUGUAUUUGGCCGGAUAAAAUCAAAUCAACUCCAUAUCUUGAACAAGUUUCAAAUCUUUGUCAACAUCACUGGUUUUAUUCAUUUAUCAAAAAAUAUGAGAAGGUGAGAGUUGAGAAAGCAUAGCCAGGAGGGUUUGCGGAUUUUCCGGAUAAUCCGUUUUCUCUCACGGAUUUAUUUUUGGAAUAUUUGGUUAUUUUUCGGUCUGAUUCACGUUUCCAUAAAACUCAGAACUUUGAAAAUUCAAAACACUCUUGGGUCGAAUUAGAAUCUAAGUUUUAUUCAGCUUUUCAGAAUUUUUUGAUGAGCUAUCGAUAUAAAAACAACUGAACACUGGAAUUUAAAAAAAUACAGUAGUAAAACAUUGCAACUUCUAAAUUCCCAAAUUGUACUGCAACUCAUAAAAAUUACUGUAACACAAUUUUAUUAUUUUUCAGUCACUCAAUAGUUUCUAUAAUUAUAUGGGAAGUGUUUUGAAAUCGAAAAAACCCUGCGGACUUUGCUCUUAUAAACAAUCGUGUGGAUUUGGUGGAACAGUCAAAUGUAAUCAAAAUCCUUUUGCGUGAGUUACAAUCUUAGAUGUUCACUUACUCAAAAAAUCUUUUUCAGCAUACCGGGUGGUCGACCAAUAAUUCCAUUUUAUGUUGCUGAAAGAGUUUGUAGUGAAAAGGAUCUUGGACAAUCACAAGUUGAUUCAUGUGUUGUUGAUUACGACAAACUUAUGGUAACUUGAAACGGUCAUUUUAUUUUUUUACUCAAAAAUUUUCAGGAAAAUGGUAGUGAAUGUCAAUUGUGGCCAUCUCCCAAAGUUGAUUUAUCCGAAGUCGAAGAGCAAUUCCGGACACAUGUUGCUAAUUUGAGUUGGUAUACUUGUAUUCCACAAAAUCGGUGAGAUUCUAUCUAUUAUUUUUUUUUCUCUCGAUUGCGAUUCAUAAAAAAAAUGUAUCUAAUUCCAGAAAACUUCGACGUGGUCGUGGAAAACUUGCAAAAUAUCGUGUCGAAAAAGUGUGCCGUUGUUGUUGUUUCCCAUUUCGACCAAAUCCACGAACUUUUAAAUGUGAACAUGUUGCCGGAAAUCCAAUUGCUCCAGGAAUGUCAAUGUUGUCCGAUGAAUUUAAUAGGAAAAGGUCAAGACGAGUUUGA
This is a messenger RNA of Caenorhabditis angaria, 1206 nucleotides long. Lineage: Eukaryota; Metazoa; Nematoda; Chromadorea; Rhabditida; Rhabditidae. The record is from the annotation of a GenBank genome assembly.